CAUUGUGGGCUGCCCCAGAGCGAGCAGAAGCACAGCUCACACACAAUAUGUGUUGGCUCGCCAAAAAGGAGCAGCCAGGGUCCCUUCCACAGCAUGUCAUGUAACUGGGGAAGGGGCCUGUGAAACGGCUUGGCCUUUCCUGCAGGGCAAGAAGAUAGCCCUGGGCGCAGGAGAGCUGAGGUUGGGGGAGUGGGGAAGGCGGCGGGCAUGUCUUUCAAGGAGGCCAAACCUGGGGACAGAGGCAAGAACCCAGAAGACCAUGGCAGAAAGCAGACUGCACAGACUGCAAGCUGGAUGAACGGGAUGGAGGCAGGCAACCAGCCCAGCACUUCGGCCGAGAAGAAGGGUCACCAUUGGCGGAGUUACAAGUUGAUCAUCGACCCGGCUCUGAAGAAGGGGCAGCACAAACUCUAUCGUUACGAUGGGCUCAGCUUCAGCAUGCCUAACUCCGGGGUCCCUCCAGUGGAUUCAGUAAGGGAUCCCCGGAUCGGGCGUAUAUGGACCAAAAUUAAAGAGCUGGAUUUGCUCGUCCCCAAGCUCAAGAUCGACGAGUUUUAUGUGGGGCCAGUGCCCCCCAAGCAAGUGACGUUUGCCAAAUUGAAUGAUAACAUCCGCGAAAACUUCCUGGGGGACAUGUGCAAGAAAUACGGGGAAGUGGAGGAGGUGGAGAUCCUGUAUAACCCCAAAAACAAAAAACACCUGGGCAUUGCCAAAGUCCUAUUCGCCACCGUGAAAGGCGCCAGGGACGCGGUGAAACAUUUGCACAACACCUCGGUCAUGGGCAACAUCAUUCACGUGGAGCUGGACACGAAAGGUGAAACGCGUAUGCGCUUCUAUGAACUCUUGGUUAAUGGUUAUUAUACUCCUCAGACUCUUCCAGUUGGAACUGAUUUGGAUGCUUCUCCCACUGUGAAUGAAACGCCACAGGUUGUUGUUGUUGAGCCAGUGAAACGUACAAAAGAGACUUCCAUUGGUGCAUCAGUUACCCCAAACAGCAGUACUCCAUUUUCCCAUGAUACAGCCUAUUCAAGCUCUCGGCAAGGUACGCCUAAUUCUUACAGCCAGUUUACACCACAGUCACAAGGGACUCCUCAUACUCCCCGCUUAGGAACCCCUUUCUCGCAGGAUUCCAGUUAUUCCAGUCGUCAAACAACGCCAGCUUUUCAUUACGGACAGGACUCUGGUUUUAAACCAAGGAGACAUGAAAAAAAGUUUACGGAUGCUUAUAACAGAAGGCCAGGCCACCACUAUGUACACAGUUCUGGAUCCUACAGGGGGCCUGAACACACAUCUAAUGUGGCCAAACCUCAAGCAGAAAUAUUGCAGCUUCCCCGUACUCCACCUAGCGGGAAUUAUAAAUCCGCAUUUUCACCUUAUCAAGGAAGUACUGUUUUCCCUCAAACAGAUGAGAGCCAGUAUCCUCAAACAUCAAGGGAUAUGGAGUACAGAAGGAUAGGGCCUCAGACUUCAGAAUCAUAUACUGAUGCAGGGUGCAACUCUGCCAGUUUGGAACUGAAAAUAGUAAAAGAGAAACCAGAGGAACCUCCACCUCCAGAGCCUGACUCUACCACAGAGCAAAAAAUAUCAUUUUCUCAGACCCCAGAGAGGUGUGAGACACCUGGAACUCCAACUCUGGAGGCUGAAAUGCAGCAUGACAGUUUGGACACACGGAUUGCAAUGCUAUUAAAAGAGCAAAGAACCCAGCUGCAUUUAAUUGCUGGUGAGCAAAACUCAGACCAUGAAAUAAGGAUGGAGGGAAGUCCAAUAUCAUCCUCUUCCUCUCAGCUUUCUCCAAUCCCUCCUUAUAGUUCAAGCUCCCAUUACCAGGAUGUUACCCCUUCAUCCCGACCCUCAAGCACAGGAUUAGAGGAUAUUAGCCCAACCCCAUUGCCAGAUUCUGAUGAUGAUGAUGAGCCGAUUCCUGGCACUGCCUCGCUUUGCCAGAACUCAAGGUCAGCAUCUCCCAUAGACCAGAUAAACCAGCCUGUCCGAAAAAUGGAGAGUCUGGAUAAGAAAGAACUUUUAGUGGGUGAUGAAACCCCAACAUCUGAGAAAAUGGAUGAGGGUCCUCCAUCCUCGGGAGAGGACAUGGAGAUCUCAGAUGAUGAAGUUACCCCUUCUCCAAUCACAAGUGCAGAGUGUCCCAUAACCAGUUCAUCUGUCAUUGCCUCAGUCAUUCCCAUUCCACCACCUAGGUUUCCGCCUCUGCCCCCACCACCUCCUCCACAGCCUGGAUUUCCCAUGCCACCUCCUUUACCCCCUCCACCGCCUCCUACCCAUCCAUCAGUAACAGUACCACCACCUCCAUUGCCUGCACCACCUGGGGUGCCUCCGCAUCACAUAUUGCACCCUCCACCUCCAUAUCGUCAUUUCCCUAUGAUGCAAGGGGAAAUGAUGACUGUCCUUGGGAACCACUGGGGUGGGAUGACAAUGUCCUUCCAAAUGCAAACUCAAAUGCUCAGCCGUAUGAUGCAAGGGCAGGGUUCUUACCCCUACCACCAUUUCAUGGGAGGCUCCAUGCAGUUUGGUAACCAGCACCCUUAUCGGCCAUUUGCUAUAUCUGCACACCUUUCCAGAGGACAGCCUUGGCCACCCUUUCCAAAGUUUGAUCCAUCUGUACCACCACCAGGCUACAAGCCCAAAAAGGAGGAUCCUCACAAAGCAACAGUGGAUGGCGUCUUGCAAGUCAUUGUCAAGGAGCUGAAAGCUAUAAUGAAAAGAGAUCUGAACCGCAAGAUGGUUGAGGUGGUGGCUUUUAGGGCGUUUGAUGAAUGGUGGGAUAAAAAGGAAAGUUUGGCAAAGCAAUCUUUAACACCUGUAAAAUCUGGGGAGAGCAAGGACGAAGAUAAACAAAAGACUAAGGAGCAAAUAACAUCUAGCCUCCUGGAAAGCUGGAAUAAAGGGGAGGGAUUAGGCUUUGAGGGUAUUGGACUGGGCAUUGGUCUGCGUGGUGCAAUCCGACUACCCUCUUUUAAGGUAAAGCGGAAAGAACCUCCUGAUGCUGCACUGGCUGGAGAUCAGAAGAGGAUUCGUCCAUCACAUUCAGUAGAUGAUGAGGAUGAAGAGUCUGAAAGAGAUCGAGAUCUCUCUGGUACAGCAUCUGACUUAUCAAAGAAAGAUGCUGAUGCAGUAAACAUCCGAAGAAGGCCAGCAAGACCCUUAGACAGUGAAGGGGAAGAAGAGGUUGAAAGUGAAGGAGAUGAUGGGGAGACUUCAGAUAAAGAAGACUCAUCUUCUGAGAAAGAAGACCAAGAUGAUGCUUCUGUCUCGGCUUUGUCCAGUAAAAAGCAGCUGUAUGGGGCAAAAGAGGAUGAGGAUGAUGAUGAUGCACAAAGCAGUGGGAAAGAAGAGGAUGUUGUUUCAGAGGAAGAUGACACCACCAGUGUAGCUUCUUCCAGAGCUGAGAUGGAUUCUUCUGAUGUAAGUGAGGAAUCUUCAGAGUAUGAGUCAAGCUCAGAUUCAGAUGACGAAAUAGAGGGGGAUGACGACGAAGAAGAAGAACUAAUCUUCGAGGAGGAUCAAUCUGAGGAACUAGAUUUUGGUCAGGAAGAUGAUAUUGAGACUGAAAGGGAAGUAGACGUCUUCAGGGAGGACGUGUCUGAAGGUAGCAGUUCAGCAAAGGCAGAAACAGAUUUAGAAGAUGAUGAAUUGCAAAAAAUAGAGCUAGAUAUUGCACAACCGGCACAAGAGACAUCACAUCUGAGAAAGAAAGACCUAGAUGUACCACUGGUUGAGUCUAAAGAACACAAACCGGAUACCUUAGAGGCGGAGAAGCUCUCUGCAGUACCCAAGCAAGAGGAUGUUUUUAAGGAACAUGAAAAAGCACCAUCACCAAUGAAUGAAGAGGAAGAGUAUAUAGAGCUUCAUUUAGAACCUGUGCCUUUGGGUUCAGAAAAUGCACCUGCAGCUGUACAAGAGUCUAUGACCAUCCGUCCCUUAACACCAACUGGCGCUUUUGGUGAAUCUGGUCCUGUUCUCAAGCUUGAAGAACCCAGGCUGCAACUUAAUUUGACUCGGAUUGUUGCAGAAGAUGAAGAACUGUACCCUCGCACACCUGGCCGGGACACAGCUGCUCAUUCAGAUACAGAGGUCACGUUUCAGCCUGGUUUGAAAGUGCCCCCAUCCAGCCUUCCUCUUUUGCAAAGCCACAGUAAGGAAGAUGAGUGUUCGCUUCCCCCUGAAAAGCAUACUGGUCACUUAAAGGUGACUAAGACAUUGUCAGAGGAAGAACUGCCCCGUACACCAGGCAGAGAUAUCGUGGUUAAGACCUCCCACCUUGGGAAGUCUCAGAGUACAGAGACCAUUCCUGCAACACCAGGUAGUGAUGCUCCACUCACAGGUAACAGUCUUAUGCUGGCUUCCCCGCACAUACCUGGUAGUCCCUUUUCUUAUCUCUCCCAGUCACCAGGAAUAAUUAACAGUGGUAUUCCAAGGACACCUGGAAGAGAUUUUAACUUCACCCCAACCUUCCCAGAAUCAAAUACAAUAUUCACCUGCCACCCUUCUGGCAAAACACCCUCUGUAGAUGAGCCAGAUAAAAAGUCAUUUAAAGAACCAACCAGUGCUUCCUUAACUAUGAACAGUGUUCCUUCACCCAUCUCAUUUGCUAGCCCGCCUAGAGGGGUACCACACAUGGACAUAAGGUUAGAGACAGAUGAUCUGGAAUCAUCUGAUGCUCCAGCAUACUUUUCUAAUAAAUUAUUAAGUGAGGAGAGCGAAUGUGAGUUUACUAAAGAACAGCUGCCUUCCACUGAUGAAUCUGCACCUUCACCACCUCUCCCUCCUACAGAGAAGAGGAAAGAAGACAGAUCCAAAAAACCUCUUUCUGCUCAUGAAUUUGAGUCUUGUGUUGGGAAAAACUAUGAAACUUCUGCUGUUGCCUUGUCAGAAGGUGGUUUGGGUAAACAGUUGUUUAUAGGACAACCUGAUGCUGUCAGUGGUAUUAAAGAUCCAUCAGCUGUGCCACUGGAUUUUAGGAAUGAUGGUCUCUCUGAAAACACAGUUCAUGAAUCUAUUAUUCAAAAAGUCCCUUUAAAAGAGUUGGAAAAUCAGUUGAAAGAAGUUUUAAAAGAGGAGGAGGAUAUAACUAAACAUAAAAAGUCAAGGAACUCCAGGCUUAAACAAUAUGAUGAGUUUUCAACUGUACCUUCUCCUGAAUAUUCCCCACCCCGUGCAAUGUUUAAACCUCGCUCUGAAUUUGAGGAGAUGACCAUUCUGUAUGAUAUAUGGAAUGGAGGAAUAGAUGAUGAAGAUAUCAAAUACAUGUGCAUAACCUAUGAUAGACUGUUACAGCAAGAUAAUGGCAUGGACUGGCUCAAUGACACAUUAUGGGUUUACCACCCUACAACCAGUGUUUAUUCCCCCAAGAAGAAGAAACGAGAUGAUGGUUUACGGGAGCAUGUAACAGGAUGUGCCCGUAGCGAGGGAUAUUAUAAAAUUGAUGACAAAGACAAACUUAAAUACCUCAUUAACAACCGUUCUUUGGCUGAAGAGCCUCCCAUUGAUACCCAGGGAAAGAGUAUCCCAGCUCAGCCUCAGGCCUCCACCCGAGCAGGCUCGGAAAGAAGGUCAGAACAGCGCAGACUGCUCUCUUCCUUUACUGGGAGUUGUGACAGCGACUUGCUCAAAUUUAAUCAGCUGAAGUUCCGAAAGAAAAAGUUGCGUUUCUGCAGGAGCCAUAUACACGACUGGGGUCUUUUUGCCAUGGAACCAAUUGUAGCUGAUGAAAUGGUGAUUGAGUAUGUUGGACAAAAUAUUAGACAGGUAAUUGCAGAUAUGAGGGAAAAGCGAUAUGAGGAUGAAGGAAUCGGCAGCAGUUAUAUGUUUAGGGUGGACCACGACACCAUCAUUGAUGCGACAAAAUGUGGGAAUUUUGCACGGUUCAUUAACCACAGCUGUAAUCCUAAUUGCUAUGCAAAGGUUGUUACUGUGGAGUCUCAAAAGAAGAUUGUGAUCUACUCUAAACAGUAUAUCAAUGUGAAUGAAGAGAUAACAUAUGAUUACAAGUUCCCUAUAGAGGAUGUGAAGAUCCCUUGUCUUUGCGGAGCAGAGAACUGCAGAGGGACGCUAAAUUAGAGAUCCUCUCUUCAAUGCACCUUUCAGCCAUGUUGGACUGCAGGAUAUCGGUGUAAGUUGCACUUUUGCCAAAAAUAAUGAAAAAAGAAAAAGAAACAAAAUAUGGUUUCGCACUUCCCCUUGGGCUCAUGAUCAACACAAGCACAUGUAUAGUAGGACAUUGCCUUUGAUUGUAAGGAUCCUGGUGCUCUUUCUUCAACCAGAAAACAAGCAAACAAAAACACCCUUUGGUCUAUAAAUGUUGGGGGGGGGGAGCAAAAACACUAUCUCCUCCUGUUUUAUACAUUUUUAAGGGUAUACCGUUACCUUGAGUUUCUGCUUCAAGCUUCCUCAUACCACAUCCCCUAUAGAUGAGGAAAUGCUACAAUGGUGUCUGCAGACUUCUCGGCAGAGAAUUAACUUUUUGCACCUUCCUUGGUUUUUAAUUUUAUUUCAUACUUUCAUAAUGCAAAGUUCUGAAUUACUUCCUUACCUUCCCACAAAUCUACCAGCUACAAUUUGCUAAGAAUCAUGACAUUUCAGUUACACUGACCAUUUUCUUUUCUGAUUUGGUUCACUUUCUACCCACUGGUAUGCAGCCAUUUUCUCCUCUCCACUGCUAAAUCGGCUGCAAAUGAUUUAUUUGUUAUCAGAUCCCUUCUUUAAAACAUAGUCCUCUAUUAUGCCCAUAAUGCAUUACAAGAUGUUAUGAAGUGGCAUGACAGAAGCCGUUUUUUAAAACCAGUGUUUAGUUUCAUUAAGAGCUUUAUUAUGAUUAUGCCUUUUCUAUUAUGCUGCAAGCACUUAUUAACUGCUAUAGGAUCUUUUCAGAUUUAGUUGUACCCUUAAACAAAAAAAGUUUACAGGUAUAGAAUCUAUUAUCUAUAAAACCUAUUAUCCAGAAAGACUGAUUUUCUUUUUUUUCUCUGUAAUAAUAAAGCAGUACCUUGUACUUCAUGGUAUCUAAGCUGCAUGACACCACAUUGGUGGCAAAACAAUUUUCUUGGUUUCUUUUUAAUGUUUAAAUGUCUUUUAGUAGCCUUAAGGCAUGGUGCUCUACAUUGCAAAAAAAACCACCUGAUCUGGAAAAGCUCCAGGUCCCUCAAGCAUUCCAGAUAAUAGAUCCCAUACCUGUAUUCUUUCCAGGUGUGGCAGUACCUGUACAUUCAUUUGCAUCUGAAAAGCAAUCCUCUUUUUCUUUAAAUGUAAGUAGUCCAAAUUAAAAAGGCUAUUAAUGCAUCAUGUCUGCGUCCAAAUAAUGAUGAAAUGAUUAGGAUAGGGCGUCCUUUAUAAUGCAGAUUUUAUACAGGAGCCACAGAGUUGAGUUCAAUAUGCUCUUGUCCAUGCAGGUGGCUCUUUUCUGUUCCAGCAUUUAGUACUGGUAGGCACAUGCCACUAUUGUAGGACUUGGUGUGGUCGUAGUAUUAUUUAAAUUAAGUCUUUGUUAAUUUUAGCGGUGGGGCGCUUCAAAUGGCACUAUAGCUAAAAUACAUUAUAUGCAGCCUCAAUGUAAGUAAAUGACUUGCAUCCAUUAUUCUAAAUGUUACCAAAAGCACAUUCAGCCACUUUUGGCUUCCCCAUUGUAAACAGCCAGAUAGCAGAUGUUUGCAAUUCAAAUUAUAGCUGUUCAUUCUUAAUGGGGAACUAUAACAUCGAGGAUUUGAUUUUUUGUUUUAAAUCCAAAAAUCUAUUUAAGAUGCAGAAGAAAAGCAAACGUGUAGUUGACCAAUAUCAGUGAUCACCAACCAGUAGCUCGUGAGCAACAUGUUGCUCACCAACCCUCUGAAUGUUGCUCCCAGUGGCCUCAAAGCAGGUGCUUAUUUUUGAAUUCCAGGCUUGGAGGCAAGUUUUGGUUGU
Messenger RNA from Xenopus laevis (African clawed frog), 7911 nucleotides. It is a transcript of the gene setd1b.L, whose product is annotated as SET domain containing 1B L homeolog. Gene Ontology annotation, cellular component: chromosome; nuclear speck; Set1C/COMPASS complex. Gene Ontology annotation, biological process: chromatin remodeling. The transcript has 18 exons. Gene Ontology annotation, molecular function: histone H3K4 methyltransferase activity; nucleic acid binding; histone H3K4 trimethyltransferase activity. Bases 208 to 6075 code for a protein of 1955 amino acids. NCBI's taxonomy places the organism in Eukaryota, Metazoa, Chordata, Amphibia, Anura, Pipidae. The record is from RefSeq and is a predicted model, not a curated record.